CCCACCUGAUUUUCACUUCAUAUCCUCUUCACUGGUCUUUUGGCACCUGACAGAAGAAACAGUGUGGAGCAAAAAUCUGCCUUGAUUUCUGUGCUACACAGAGAGAACGCGCACAAAAAAUGAAGAAGUUCCUGUGUGGCCCUGGACAGCACUCUGCUGACAAGGCUCUUUCCAUCUUGGUGGUUGCUGCUCAUCUUUUCUUCCUGGCAGAAACACAGGAUCUGCAUGGAGAACGACUGGGUCUACUGGGAAGAAAUGAUAAAUACGUGUCCCUGGUCAACUUCAGCAUCCCUCAGCUCUGUCAGUUCACGGUGUGCAUUGACCUAAACCGGACUGCCAAUGUCAGCUCGUGGGCAGCAUUUUCCUAUGACACCAACACUGCCUCCACUGACAUCAAUGACUUAGAACUCGGGCUCUCUGGAGAAAACAAGCACCUGAGACUGUAUCUUUUUGGCACCAGACGAGACAUUGAGAUCGACCUGGCCCUUUUUGUGUGGUACAGUGUGUGCUGCUUGUGGGACAGCAGGAAACAGCUGCUGGAGGUCUACUGCAAUGGGAACCUCGUGCACAGCGAAGCCCUGGGCAGUGCAGGGUGUCUGAAACCCAACGGCAGCCUGGUGCUGGGCCACCUGCACAAGAGAAGGGAUGGCUUCAUUGUCAGGGUCAGCAACAGCUUCAUUGGCAGCUUGUACUACUUCCAGCUCUGGGACCGUGUGCUGGGUCAGGAAGAGCUGCUGGGCUGUGCCAUGGGCAGCACUGUCAGCUGGAAGGAGCAGUACUGGAACUUGAGCAGCGUCCCCCCCGUCAUGGACCAUCGCCUGCGCUGUGCAGGCUUGAGGAGAGCAUCUUCAGCAAGGGCUCCUACACUGCCCCCUUUGCCUCCGACCAGUAGCACCAAGGGUGUCAUUCCAGUCACCUUCUUCAAUGUUCACAUGAACUUUUCUCUUUUCUACAAAACCCAGAGGGCUCCUGAUUACUAUGAUGCAAGGAACCUUCUUGAACACUGGUUUAGUAUAAUCUUUACUGGAGAAGAAUUUGUUAUGACAAACUUUAAAAUCAGGGGUAAUUAUCUACAAAGCAGUGCCUAUAAGAGGACUCACGGGAAGGUAAAGCGGAUGUCACAAAGCUACUUCUGUAAGGCAAUUCUAAAGGCCACAUCUCUGGAAAUACAAGAAGUGCUGAGUCUCAGGAUCAAACAGCUGUUGAAUGACACAUACAAAGAGGGACCACUAUCCUUAUAUGUGAAACCUGAAGAUGUGGCUGUGAAGUCAAUAGCACUGAUGGAUUGUCCAGAAAGCUUUUCACACACAAGUUACAAGGGGAAUUAUUCCUGGCCACUGACAAGUCCAGCCUCUGAAGCAGAGGUCAGCUGCAGGAAAAACCCUCUGCAGUCUGCUCAGAGGAGCUGUGCAAUUAGUAUUGAACUAGAGCAAGCUUUUUGGAAGAAACCAAACAUGACUAGAUGUAAACUACUGGAAAAACUUCCAAAUAAUAUUUUAGGCCUCCAGGAUAUCAAGAUAACAGAAGAGAACGCACAAGAUGUUAUACAGCAUAUUUUAUACCUCUUGCCAGAUGCAACACUGCAUGUGCAAGAAUUAGAAAUCAUUGCAAGUAAAAUUUCUGAUGUUGUCCAGCUUGCAGAUGUGAGCAUGACACUUGCAGAGACUGCAUUGUCUAUACUAGACUAUAUUUUGCUGCAAGAAAUAGAAGAUCAGAACAUUAGAAAAAUAACCAAUAGUAUCCUGCAGACAACUGAGGAGAUAGGCUACAAGGUGACUUACACAGACAGAAAUGCGUCGGUCAUAACCUCUUCCUUGGCUCUGUUGGUGUUGCGUCCAGAUCCCAGCACGUUUGGAGGACUGGCCUUUGGCAUCACCUCCUACAACAGAGGUGUGGAUCUCCAGAUCAAUGUGCAAGAAAACCCUUUCAAAAAUGCCUUGGCCUCAGUGUUUUUGCCAAAAUCCCUGAAGAACUUCCUCGGGAUCGAGCACUGUGACCCAGACAAGCAUUCGAAGAUCCAGUUUAAGUUUUUUGGCACUACUUCACUUUUUGCGGAUGACAGUUUAACGAUGGAGAAGCUGAACACUUACGUUGUGAGUGCCAGUGUUGAAAAUGCAUCAGUUCAGAACCUUAAUGAGCCCGUGACUGUCACUCUUCAGCACAUAGACCAGAACACGGGCAAUGCAGCAGUGCACUGCGUCUUCUGGGACUUUGGGAAGAACAAUGGACUGGGUGGUUGGAAUACAUCGGGGUGUGAAAUGGAAUAUACAGAUAUGAAUUACACAAUCUGUUUUUGUAACCAUCUUACCCAUUUUGGAGUUCUACUGGACUUGGCCCGGACAGAAAUAGAUGUCACAGAUGAUCAUAUAUUAACUGUGAUAAGCUACGUAGGAUGUGGUGCUUCUUCCCUUUUUUUGGGAAUAACGCUGGUGACAUAUCUAACCCUUGAGAAGCUGCGGAGAGACAACCCUUCAAAAAUCCUGCUCAACCUUUGUGCUGCACUGCUGAUGCUGAAUAUGGUCUUCCUCACCAACUCCUGGCUGUCCUCAUUCAACCAGCCAGGCCUCUGCAUCACCAUGGCCAUGCUCCUUCACUAUUUCCUUCUUGCAGCCUUCACGUGGAUGUGCCUGGAGUCUGUUCAUUUUUACUUGGCCCUUGUCAAAGUUUUCAAUGUUUAUGUCCCAAAGUACAUCCUAAAAUGCUGCAUUGCUGGCUGGGGAAUACCAGCUGUUGUAAUUAUUCUUGUGCUCAUUAUAAACAAAGACUUCUAUGGCAAUGGGUCCCGCUCUGAGAGCAAGCCUUACAGCAAUUUCUGCUGGAUUCAGGACAAUCUAGUGUUCUACAUCUCCGUUGUGGCCUAUUUCUUCUUCAUAUUUUUGACAAAUACAGCCAUGUUCAUCACUGUCCUCCUCCAAAUCCACUCUGUGAAGACAAGGACGCAAAAGAGAUCUGGAGUCUGGAAACGAAGUGUUCUCCAAGACCUCAAAAGUGCUUUCAGCUUGAUGUUCCUUUUGGGCUUAACUUGGGGCUUUGCCUUUUUUGCCUGGGGAGAAGUGAGGAUAUUUUUCUUGUAUCUCUUCAGCAUUUUUAACACCUUGCAAGGGUUCUUUAUCUUUGUGUUUCACUGCCUAAUGAAGGACGAGGUAGUGAAGCAGUGCCGAGUACACUUCUGCUGGGGAAGAUUCCGUCUGAGUAGCUAUUCUGACUGGAGUGGGUCAAGUGCAACUGCAGGAUCUACACCAAAGCAUUUAAACCACAGAUCACCAUCCCAGGCUUUGCAGAGUCUAAAUUCUAAUGGAACAAGUUCAACUUGCAAUGGUUCAGAUUUCCUUCCCAGGUGUUCUCCAGAUAGGAAUUUUAAGAUUGCUGAAGUCCAUUACAACCCCAGUGCUGUAUCUGCAGAAGAUGGUGAGACCAAACAUCCUUGUUCACGAAGAACACUAACUGUGGAUACAGGGCUGCACUAUCCACAGAAAGCAGGAUUUUUACACUGAUACUCAAUUUGGUUUCUUCUGAUUAUCUAGUGAUGGUUCUCCUUUGUGGCAUAUGAAAACAAGCAUUGUUCACAUUAUUACUUCUACAGUACAGUUCUCACUCUGGACACAGCUAUGCCAUGACUCAACUCUAGGCUUCAGUGGAAUUUCAUUAAUGACCACACAAGGAUUUGCUGCCUCUGUGUUUCCAAUAUUAGUCCUCAUGUUAAACAGAGACUGGAAACAUUCUCUCCCUCAUCAUUAGUCCCUCUCACAGUUCAUCUUUUUUUUACCCUUUACACCUUCCUGCCAUUUCUGUUUCCUUCUUCAUCUGAUACUUAGUGUCAGAGCCUAAUACAUAUAAUACUGAGUUUCAAGUGAUAUUUUUUAGCCUGUUGGUUGACUGUCUCAGGCAUGGACAUAUCUUUCCUUUCUUUUUCUGAAAUGAAGUUUGACCAACUUGGACAUUAAGAAGUUGGACACUCAGGCUCCAAGAUGUAUGUUUUUAUUUUCAGAAGUGCUGGCUCUGAUGAUUUGGCUUUAGAUCUCUAAAGAGACUUAGGUACAUGUUUAAAUGUUCGAAAAUGUUGCCCAGUACCUUCAAAUGGAAUGUGGAAACAAUAAAAACUGAAAUUCCCACCUCUAAUGGGUAUCUAUGCAUAUGAAAUAAGUUUCAGAUUAUCUCUCCUGAAAAAAAAACAAACAACAAAAUAAACAGAACAAUAGCAGAACAGAACAAUAAAAUCCUACCAUCUUUGGAGGUGGCAAUUAAGGAGUUUUCCCUUUAUUAUUGUUUUUCUGUGAAUACAUUAGAAGAUAAACUCUAUUUCAGAACAUCACAAGAGAGACUUAACUUUCCUCUCCUACAAAGGAGAGGCUUGCUUUCAGCGAAUGUGUCUGAAUUGCUAACUUGCCUGUUCAGCCAAAUCCUAGUUUCAGUUUUGAAUGCCCUUUCAUGUGCAUCAUUCAGGUAAAGAUUUUUUUAUGAUUGCUAAUACAGUGAAAUACUAACCUGUACCAGUGAUAGAGGAGUAAAAUAAUAUAAUGGAGUGGUGUUGUAGAGCUGAUAUGUACGAUAGAAAAUACAAAAGGUUCUUUCAGUCUGUGAAUAACUCCCACACAGCAAUUAGUGAAAAAGAUGAAUAUUUUAAUGCACAGUAGCUACACCCAGCCUACUUGAAAUCAGGCAGAUCACCUUCAGUUCCUCAGCUUUCUGGGAGAAAUGUUGUCAUUAAAAACAUGCAAACAAGUUCCACCUCAUCCCCACUUGUUUCUAACUUGAAAUUGCUUUCAAUGGGAAAGAAAUGUAACAUAAAAAUGCAGUUCAGUAUGUCAGACAUGAAGUAUUGUGGUUUUUAUUUUCAUAAGUAAACUCUGUUCCACAAUCUGCUGCUGAAUACAAGUUUUCCCUGCUUUGCAAAGCGAAGCAGGACAUGCUGUGCUGUGGUGCUAAAGCUGUGCCUGAUCCCCUCCUGCACCCCUAACCUGGCUGCUGCACACCCCAGGGGGAUCCUGAGAGUUUGUGGAGUUCUUCAGUGGAACAGGAGUUUAAUCCUCCCACAAGUCCCUUUUACACCAGCUUGUCUCUGCCACAAUAUCAGUAAGUGUAGGUGGGUGGACGGACUGACGUGUCUCUGCCACCCUGCUUUGACCCUCACUUUCUCCUUCGUGCAGUAAUUCUUUCUGCAUCCACUUCAGAGGACAGAAAAUAAUGGGCUUACAUUUUAGCUAGAUAUUAGGUUACAAUUUCUAUUUUUAAGGAAUAAGUGGUCUAGAGAGCACAUAGAAUUGCCAUCAUUUCAGGGAUUAAAACCCACUCAUAGUGAUGAGACAAAUAUCUGCCAGAACUGGUAUGUCUUGCUUUAGGGCAAAGGAUGGACUGGAAGACCUGUUGAAAGUCCUCCCAAAUCUAUUUUCUAUUACUCUAAUUUAAAAUAAAAAGGCAGCAAAAGAGGAUCAAUACGAGAGCACCAUGAGACUGACUGGCCUUGUCUCCUGCAUCCUGUAAUUGUUUUAUUACAUUCCUGAUAAAAGGUGAAAUGUACCUUGAUUUUCUAAAGCUUUUGCUAAGUGCCUUCAUAAUAUUAUUAAUGGAUUAAAAGCAACAAAGAUUCAAAUAAAAGCUGGACAAACAGUAAGAAAAGUGCUGGAAUACUGAAGACUUGUCUGACUGCUGAGAAAUGGCUGGAAAUUUCUUGGGCAGGCCCAUCAGCAUGUUUCCCAUUUUGCAGGUGUACCAGCAGGAAGAAGAGCAAGCUGCACAGUGUGGAGCAAUGUCAGGUCUCCAUUCUUGCUAUUGAAUUAUUUUUUUUCUAUUCAAAAAGCAAAAUCUGGAAGUCAAUUUUUAAAACCCUGUCAACUUGCUUAUGUAAAAUGCGAAGCGCUAUUUGUUCUGGGAAGGCUGUUAGCUCACUUCCACUCUCCAUCGCACGCCUAAUGGCUUUUCCAGCUAAACAGUGUAUCAUUUAUGUUUCAAGCAUGGCAUUGUUUAGGUUGUCAGCUGGAAUGAGGAUGUGUAAUUUUCCUUGGGCUGAAUUAAUAUCUUCCGCACCGGCACCGUUGCAUCUGCUCUUCUCCAACAUAUCAGCGCUGACAUUCUGUCUCAGAAUUGUGCAUUGAUGGUUUUCACAGGGAGAGGACACGCACAAAGAACAAAUCUAAUAAAAUCUGCUCUGCGCUCGUGA
Molecule: messenger RNA, 6157 nt
Organism: Myiozetetes cayanensis
Lineage: Eukaryota; Metazoa; Chordata; Aves; Passeriformes; Tyrannidae
Gene: ADGRG4
Product: adhesion G protein-coupled receptor G4
Exons: 24
Coding region: 120-3494 (1124 amino acids)
Biological process (GO): cell surface receptor signaling pathway; adenylate cyclase-activating G protein-coupled receptor signaling pathway
Cellular component (GO): membrane
Molecular function (GO): G protein-coupled receptor activity
Source: RefSeq, a predicted model, not a curated record